Messenger RNA from Racocetra fulgida, 1782 nucleotides. NCBI's taxonomy places the organism in Eukaryota, Fungi, Glomeromycota, Glomeromycetes, Diversisporales, Gigasporaceae. The record is from the annotation of a GenBank genome assembly.
AUGGUAAACAUAAUUAAAGCGAAUCAACGGGAGAAAGAAAUAGAUGCUGCACGAUGCAAGGUUUUAGAACAGACUGUAUUGGCGGAAUUAGCUUUAGUACAAGCGAUUGAAAAAACUAAGGAUGAAAAGGAAAUUUAUGAUAAUGAUUCGCCCGAUCAUAUUUCGAUGCCCCCAACUGUUGAUGAGUCUUUAGUCAGUGACGUAUUUGCUAAAUUAGAGUCGGCGCUUUCACAUGCUUCAGGACAAGAGAAAGAGAGUGUAUUAUACCAAAUAACGUCAUUUCCCAAGGCUGGUGAAACAAAUUGGAGAGUUUUGGAAAUGGUUGAUCAGAUAAUGUCUGAUUGGGUUGUGUUAAAUGGUGGAACAACUGCAGAAAUGCGAGGAUUAAUUGAGGUUAGCAUAUCUAAUAGUUUAGAAAUUGCAACCUUUCAAUCUCCAAAAAUUCUACGUUAUUUAACAUUUACAUUGAACACACUUGGUGAUUAUGAUGAAGCCGAGUUAGCUUUAGAAGCCUACACCGCAUUGGUUGAGAAAACUAGGGAAACAAAAACAGCUGAAGUUUUUAAAAAGAUUCCUUCUGCAGAGAAUACACAUGAAGAUAAGUUUUCUGGUAACGAAAGUAUCGAGCAUGUCGUGAAAGUAUUGAUUACUGUAAUUGAUCCAGAGAACCGUCCUGAUCUUCACUCCAAAUCAAUCGAAGCUCUUGAUAAGUCGAUAUCAUUUGAUCCGGAUGCUUUUGAAACGCAUUAUCUUUUGGCCUUAGAAUAUGCAAUUACAAGAGACAUUAAUAAAGCAACUGCUUGCGUGCGACAAGCUAUAGUAUUAGAAAAUGAGAGCAUUCCUUGCUGGCAUUUACUUACCCUUCUCAUGUCCUCUCAAAAAGAUAUUCAAGGUGCAUUGAAAGCAUGUGAAAUGUUUUUGAACGAAACGGAUUUAGAGAAUGCGGAUUCGUCCAUUGAUGAUGGUGAAGAAUUUUUAUCUUUUAAAUUAACACAGAACGCCUUGCAAGAGUUAGCAAAUGGCCCUGAAACUGCGAUACAGAACCAUGAAAAGCUUUUCACUUUAUAUGCAAAAAUGUUUCCUGAAUAUACUUUGAUAUCUCCAAGUGACCUCCCAUAUGAUUUACCUAGUUCACGGAAGCAUGAUGAUACUCAAACACAAACUGCACAAUCACCAAAGCCUGCAACUAGUUUACGAAACUUUCCAAGCAUCAUUGAAAAGAAAGAUGGGGAUGAAAGUACUGACGGAUCCAUUUCAAGCAUUGGACUAGGAAACAAAGAUACACUUGCCACUAAAAGUUUAGUAGAUUUAUGGCUUUCUUCUGCAGCGACCUUUCGUCGUCUUGGCAACUUAGAAGAAGCACAGAAAGCUAUAGAAAAUGCUGAAGAGACUGAUAAUUCUAAUCCGGAUUUUGGUUACUUGCUUUCUAUUCAAAAGCAAUAUGCUGAUGCAAUUACAUCAUUUCAUAAAGCUCUUGCAAUUGAUGGAAGUCAUGUUCCAACUCUUGUUCAUUUAGCAAGAACCUAUAUUGAAACAGAUAAUAUCGAUAUUGCGGAAGGCCUUCUCGAGAGUGUUACUAAGGGCAAUGGCAAAAUAUGCCAAGAUACCAAUAGAAUUAAUAGAGCUAAAGAAUGUUUAUGGUAUGCUUUAGAUCUAGAAGAAUCAAAUCCUUAUAUUGAGGCUAUUUCAUUUUUAGAAUAUUUGCAAAAUGAUCGGUUGAUUACAAAAGAACAAGUUGAAAAUGAUUUCAUGGAUGAAACUGGUACUCAGGCAUGCGAAUGA